AAAGUUGUGAGCCUACAAACUUUUAUCGAUCUGUCAAACAGCAUCGGUAGCUGAUAUUUGCGCAUCUUCUCAGUCUUCACCUUGCAGGCGCGGCGACCACAAGCUUCUUUAGUGGUACUCGCUAAGUUUGGGACAUCGCGUCCCCCCUUGUCAAACUCCGUCCAUAUAGAAUCACUUCACCUUUGUGAAACUUUACGUGCUUGUAAAUUCGUGACAGUGCGAUGUCAAGGAAUCGGCCUUCGAGUAGCCAGUCCCGCACGGCUUGGGUUGAUGAGGGAAUGGAAGGGUAUGCCCCAGACAUUCGGGAUGACCCCGACCUCCCCGAUCAGGUGUACAUGGACCAGGACCGCCGAGGAAACGUGCCCGCCGUGAGGACCAAGAACCAAAACCAGAAUACUGGAUGCAUGGGCACCUUCGUCCGUGGUCUUAGAUCACUAUGGGCAACCCGACACUUUCUUAGCACGGAGGAGACCAAGUCCAACAGGGAGCUGUAUGUGAAGACAACCCUGAGAGAGCUGAUCAUCUACAUCGUGUUCCUUGUGAUCAUCUGUGUCAUUACUUUUGGCAUGACAAGCACCACCAUGUACUACUACACCAAGGUGAUGAGCGAUCUGUUCCUGGACACCCCUAGCAAGUAUGGUGGAACCUUCCGAGGAAUCACCAGUGUUGAUGACUUCUGGAAGUUCGCCAAGGGCCCCCUGCUCCGUGGACUCUACUGGGAAACCUGGUACAACAAGGAUCCGUGCCGAGAAGAACAGCUGGGUUAUAUAUACUACGAAAAUAAGCUACUAGGCAUGCCCCGACUCCGACACCUGAAGGUCCACAGCAACUCCUGCAUCGUCCACGAUGACUUCACUGACGUUAUCAAGGAAUGCUACGACUCCUACUCCACCAGCAUUGAGGACACCAACCCCUUUGGCAACUAUGAUCCCAACAGUGAAAUUGCCAACCUCACUGCGUGGAAGUAUAAAACGGAAUCGGAACUAAAAGGUUCGUCCCAUUGGGGUCUGCUGACCACAUACUCCGGAGCAGGGUAUGUUCAGGAUCUCCGGGCCAGCAUGAACGACUCGGCGCAAAUAAUAGAGGACUUGUUUAAUUCGUUAUGGAUAACACGUGGGACAAGAGCAUUGUUUAUAGACUUUACGGUCUACAAUGCGAACAUCAAUCUCUUCUGUGUUGUCAGACUUCUGGUUGAGUUCCCUGCCACUGGAGGCGCUAUCCCAUCCUGGACUUUCCGGACUGUGAAACUGAUCCGUUACGUGACUGUGGGUGACUACUUCAUCAUGGCCUGCGAGUGUAUCUUCUGUCUCUUCAUCCUGUACUACAUCGUGGAAGAAGUCCUGGAGAUCAAGAAACACAAACUGACCUACUUCAAGAGCGUCUGGAACAUCCUUGACAUCUUGGUGAUCCUGAUUUCCCUCAUCUGUGUGGCGUUUGACAUAUACCGGACAGUGGCGGUCGGGGACAAGUUGACGUCGCUGCUGCAGAACGACAAAGUGUACGCGGACUUUGAGAGGCUGAGCUACUGGGAAACUCGCUUCAGCAAUGCCAUAGCUAUAGCAGUCUUCUUGGCUUGGAUCAAGAUCUUCAAGUACAUCAGCUUCAACAAGACCAUGACCCAGCUGUCUUCUACCCUGGGGCGCUGUGCUAAGGACCUGGCUGGCUUCGCUGUCAUGUUCUUCAUCAUCUUCCUGGCCUUCACACAGCUGGGUUAUCUGCUCUUUGGAACCCAGGUCAAGGACUUCAGCAGUUUCCAGGACUCCUUCUUCACUCUGUUCCGUAUCAUCCUGGGCGACUUCGACUUCCACCAGCUGGAGGCUGCCAACCGAGUGCUGGGACCCAUCUUCUUCAUGCUGUUUGUGUUCUUCGUCUUCUUCGUGCUCAUCAACAUGUUCUUGGCUAUCAUCAACGACACCUACUCGGAGGUUAAGGGUGACAUGGCCAACCAGAAGAAUGAGUUCGAGAUGACUGACUUCUUCAAGAAGGGGGCACAGAAGAUGAUGGACAAACUGAACUGGAAGAGAGAUAAGAUCGUGGACAUCCAGAAAGCUCUGCAGUCGGCCGACAUCAAUGACGACAAGCGACUUGACUUCGAUGAAUGGAGACAGGACCUGAAGACACGUGGUUAUGCUGAUGGUGAAAUCGAGGCUAUGUUUGCCAAAUACGACAUUGACGGUGACCGUGUGCUUGAUGAAGAUGAACAACGUCGCAUGCAUCAAGACCUCACAGAUCAAAAGAAUGCUCUCAACAAAGAAUAUGAUGAACUGGAAGAAAGGUCCAUCGCCGGCACUGCACGCCGCUCCAGCAGCAGAAACAGCUUCAAUGAAGACAGUGGAGAAGACAGCGACGAUGAGGACAGUGGAACAAAAUCCUCCCGAACAGGAAGAACAUCAAGCGGGGUUUCAUAUGAAGAGUUUACAGUCCUGUCUCGGAGGGUGGACAGAAUGGAGCACUCUAUUGGGAGCAUUGUAUCAAAGAUUGAUGCUGUCCUGGUUAAACUAGAGGCCAUGGAGAAAGCCAAGUUAAAGAGGAGGGAAACAAUGGGGAAAAUUUUAGAUAGCAUCACAGAGUCUGAUGGGACAAGUGAUGAAAUGAAAAGAGAGCAGAUGGAACGUUUAGUCCGUGAGGAGCUUGAGAGAUGGGACUCUGAGACCUCUAUGGGGGCUGGGAGCGCACGAGGGGCGUCGCCCAGCGGAACUAGCGGUAGCAGCGGCAGAGGAGGAAUGAGAGCUCGUUCUCGUCCCGGGUCAGGACAGAAUAAUGAUGCUGAAGACAUCGCCACCUCAUCCGUCUAACUUGGCGGACUGACACGAUAUUUACAUCCUCUCGUCACCAUUCCGACGCACUUGCAGCAGAUGAUACAUCUCUUUGUCCCCACCUAUUUGUGUUGUUUGUCUUUGUGUCAGCUGUAGAACCUUCUCUUAACCUGUGUUAUUUUCUGAAUUUAGUUGUGGCAAAUAUUUCCAACAGGGUAACUUUCAAAUAUUUGAGACCAGAAUUUGUCCAGUUUUGUCCACAAAAUAAAACUGCUAACUGCUGGAGUGUAUCAAGAUUUUGUAAUCAAAGAGUAUUAACUUGUUUGAGCUGUGAUGUUCUGUUGAAAUCCGUCCAUUUAAAAAAUCCCAUAGCAGCAACGUGCCAUAUUUAUUGAUAUUUAGCUCACUAUGUUAAUUUAUCACUUUGUUUUUAAUAUGCGUUUUUUGUGUAUUAUAAUGCUGCAUUUUUGUAUGGGACCAAAUUAACAAUUCAACAUCAUUUACAAGUGGUAUUUUAUAUCAAAAAUACAUAUUCCUCCAUUUUCAACCAGGGAUGAGUUAUUAUAUGGGGAAAAAAUAAAGUAUUAUAUAAUGAAAAAUGUAUAUUCUUGAAUCAAUGAUAGUGCUGGAUGCAUAACAUUUGCAUGAAUUUACAUGUAAUUAUACUGAAAAUUGGCUUUUUGCUUGAAGUUCUUAAUCAUGUGCAAUAGGAUUAAGGUGAUUAUAUUCUGCUGUACAUUUCUCAUGCCAAUCUUGCUGUUGGUUAACACCUGCUUUGAUUGAGGUUAUUAUUCCUAGUCAUUUCUAAAAGUUGAAAUGUUGUUAAGAGUUUCUGAAAUAUUUCUUGGUAACAAAUGUUUACGUUCACAAUGCUGUUAAUGUUUAUGUUUAUAUUGAAAUAGUGCAGAAAAUAAUGUGUUCCGUCCAAACAUUUAUGAAAGCAUAUUUCUUAAUAAUCAUGACAGUGAAAACUGGUUUCAUCAUAAUAAUGUUAUAGUAGAUGACUAUAAAUUAUAUAUAUUGACAUUGUUUUGCCAAACAUGACAGUAUAAUGUGUGAAUCUCAAAUUAAGUUGAUGAGGGCUAUUGAACUCAGUUGUCAUAGAACAUCCCAUAUGGCCAUUGUCUCCAUUCAAAACAUCUGUAUUUGAUUCAAAACAUUUGUAUUUGACAUGGAAAAUGAAAAACAGAACAUCAGAAAAUACAUUCUGUUAAAGCUUGACGGGGUUGAAGCCCGACCCAGUGACAUCUACUGUAUGUGAUGCAAUAUGGUGAUAGUGUUCAAACUCCCAUUUAUAAAAUGUCCCACCACUUAGGUUUUAUUUAUGUAUAUUUUGUUCUUUCUAGAAUCAUAUUUCAUGUUUAUGUUAAUGCAGGUGUUUUCAAAUUUUCUAUUAAAAUCUACUGCUGUUUUUGGGUGACAACAAGCUUCGACCAUGUUUAGGUCGUUGUGCUGUAGUUGGAAAUGUUUACAAUCACUCCGUCCAAGUAAGCUACAGUUCAGUCUUUACACAACUCAAUUGUUAGGAGACACGAUGGUCUGAGAACCACAAGCUUUGUUGGAAAUGCCUGACAUCGGUAUGUUGAGAAGGCUUGACGAGGUGUGAAAAGACUGAAUGCUUCUCUGUUAAUUCUGCUGAAACUCAGUAUUGUAUUGUGAUACAAGAUGUAUUUAUUUGUUGAGAAUAAAGAGUGUCAUCAAUA
This is a messenger RNA of Haliotis rubra (blacklip abalone), 4459 nucleotides long. RefSeq names its product polycystin-2-like. Lineage: Eukaryota; Metazoa; Mollusca; Gastropoda; Lepetellida; Haliotidae. Gene Ontology annotation, cellular component: membrane. Gene Ontology annotation, molecular function: calcium ion binding; calcium channel activity. The record is from RefSeq and is a predicted model, not a curated record. Gene Ontology annotation, biological process: detection of mechanical stimulus.